GAGAUUUGAGAGCCGUCCGCGAGUCAGAGCGGAGAGCUGACGGAGUGAGGACGAGAGCGGAGAAAGCGGAAUAAAGUGACGGUUUACAGCCUGAACAGAGCCGUUAACGGGUUUUUUUAAAGCAGCCAUGUCUUCCUGUCGUCUUCUCUGCCUGCUGGCUCUCGCCUUCCUCCAGAGCUCCGUGUCGGCCGAACAGCGGAGGCUCUCUCCAGAAAAUCUGCUGGUGAUCACCGCGGCAACAGAGGAGACAGACGGCUUCAACCGUUUCAUGAGGACGGCCCGAGAGUUCAACUACACAGUGAAGGUCCUGGGUCUGGGGGAGGAGUGGAAGGGGGGUGACGUGGCUCGGACGGUGGGUGGAGGUCAGAAGGUCAGAUGGCUGAAGAGGGAGCUGCUCAAACACUCUGACAAGAAGGACAUGGUCAUCAUGUUCGUCGACAGUUACGACGUGAUCUUCGCGGCGGGUCCGGAGGAGCUGCUGUCCAAGUUUUCUCGUCUGGGCCACAGAGUGGUCUUCUCAGCUGAGGGCUUCUGCUGGCCCGACCAGAGACUGGCCUCCAAAUACCCAGAGGUGCAUUCUGGGAAACGCUACCUCAACUCAGGAGGGUUUAUCGGCUUCGCUUCAGAUCUCAGUACGAUCGUCCAGCAGUGGAAGUACAAAGACCACGACGACGACCAGCUUUUCUACACCAGAAUCUACCUGGACAAGACGCAGAGGACCAAGUUCAACAUGACUCUGGACCAUCGCUCCCGAAUCUUCCAAAACCUGAACGGAGCCGUCGAUGAAGUCGUCUUGAAGUUUGAGAGGGCAAAGGUCAGAGCGAGGAACGUUGCCUACGACACGCUUCCUGUCGUUAUCCACGGCAACGGACCCACCAAGCUGCAGCUGAACUACCUGGGUAACUACGUGCCCAGCGCGUGGACCUUUGAGAGCGGCUGUGGGAUCUGUGACGACGACCUGCUGUUCUUCAACGACACACCUGAUGAGGAGCUGCCUCUGGUGUACGUGGCGGUCUUUAUCGAACACGCGACUCCCUUCAUGGAGGAGUUCUUGGACCGACUGACGACACUCAGCUACCCGACAGCGAGGAUCCGCCUCUUCAUCCACAACAACGUCGUGUACCACGAGCGUCACAUCCAGAGGUUCUGGGAGCGUCACAGAGCUCUGUUCCCCGACGCCCUGCUGGUCGGACCGGAGGAGAACCUGCAGGAGAACAAGGCCAGAAACAUGGCUGUCGAGGCGUGUAAGAAGGAUCCAGGGUGCGAUUACUACUUCAGCAUCGACUCUGACGUGGCCUUGACGAACCCCGACACACUGAGGAUACUGAUCGAGGAAAACAAGUCAGUUAUUGCUCCCAUGUUGUCCAAACACGGGAAGCUGUGGAGUAACUUCUGGGGCGCCCUGAGUCCUGAAGGAUACUACUCCAGAUCCGAAGACUACAUCGAGAUCGUCCAGGGAAAGAGGAUCGGUCUGUGGAACGUCCCGUACAUCACUCAGGCCUACCUGAUCAAAGGCAGCGUGCUGCGGUCCAAACUGUCCCAGGUGAGCCUGUACGUGGACCAGGAGAUGGACCCUGACAUGGUGUUCUGCAGGAGCAUCAGAGACCAGGGAGUCUUCAUGUUUGUGUCGAACCGCGAUGAGUUCGGUCGCCUGGUGGCGUCGUCCAGCUUCAACACGUCCAGGCUGCACCCGGACAUGUGGCAGAUCUUCGACAACCCUGUGGACUGGAAGGAGAAGUACAUCAAUGAGAACUACUCCAAGAUCUUUGAAGAUGAGAAGCGCUUCGUGGAGCAGCCCUGUCCGGACGUCUACUGGUUCCCGGCCUUCUCAGACAAGAUGUGCGAUCACCUGGUGGAGACCAUGGAGCACAACGGUCAGUGGUCUGGAGGAUCCCACAAGGACGAGCGUCUGGCUGGAGGUUAUGAAAACGUCCCAACUGUGGAUAUCCACAUGAACCAGAUCGACUUUGAAAAGGAGUGGCUCAAGUUCCUCAAAGAGUACAUCGUCCCCGUCACCGAAAAACUCUAUCCUGGCUAUUACCCCAAGGCCCAGGCCAUCAUGAACUUUGUGGUGCGUUACCGUCCCGACGAGCAGCCGUCUCUGCGGCCGCAUCACGACUCCUCCACCUUCACCAUCAACAUCGCCCUGAACAGGAAGGGCAUCGACUACGAGGGCGGAGGCUGCCGCUUCCUGCGUUACGACUGUCAGGUGGAGUCUCCCAGGAAGGGCUGGUCCUUCAUGCACCCCGGCCGCCUGACGCACUACCACGAGGGUCUGCCCACCACCAGAGGGACCAGAUACAUCAUGGUGUCCUUCGUAGACCCCUAGCCACGCUGAGAGAGUGUGUGUGCGUGUGUGUGUGUGUGUGUGUGUGUGUGCGUGAACAUUAGUCGACCUCAUCAUCACAGACGGACGGAGGAUUAGACGUGAUGACCUCGAAUGCAAAUUUGUCUUAUUUCUGAUUGGACGAUCCACCUCGCCUCCGUGUGAUGAUCACGUGUCAUUCCAGCGCGUCCUCGUGCUUCCUGCGACCGUCACCUGACAGGGGAUCCCGAAUCGUUGCAGGACUUUUCAGAAUAAGAGUCACUUUAUUUAGCCUUCACUUAGUGACUUCAGACAAGCAAAUGUGCAUUUCAAAAUAAGAGCCUCUUGUGGAUGUUAAAAUGAUUUGUCACCGUGCUGCCUUUACACUCAUUACACUACCUGAAUCUAUGCAAGCAGAACACACUCCACCUGUGUGUGUGUGUGUGUGUGUGUGCGUGUGUGCGUGUGUGUGUGCGUGUGUGUGUGCUGUUACACUCCGUCAAACUGUAAAAACGUAGCUGCAGAUCAAAGUUCUUGAUUCACUGCAGCACUCUUCGCUCCACAGCGCUGAUCCUGCAGCGGGGGGGUGGGGCGCGCUCUCGUCCUGGUUACCACGGUAACCGCAAACCGCAGCGCAGAGCGCCCCCCCCUCGUGGAUUGCGUAAUUUGUAACAUUUCUUUCUUCCAAAGUUGGCAGCACGCUCGAGUUUAAAAUAAAUAACAUCGACCACAGCGCACGCCACUAGCUCGCCGUCUGGGUUGAUGUCGGGGUUACCGUGGCAACCAGCAGCGUAACUGCGCGUCGCUCGUGGAGCGGUUUGAUUCCCCCCAAACGGCGAACGUGAAGUCGAGGAGUAAACGUCUGAACACGGAGUGCUAAGCAAGUGAAACUCCACUUUGAGAUAUUUUAAACAGUUUCUGGGAAAACACUAAAGGCCUUUUUUACAUUUUCAUGUUGUUCGGUUUCUUUAAUGCGUUUAGUUCAUUUCUCUGGAUUUUCUUCUUCUUUUGUGUUUCCAUCAUGUAGUCGUCCAUCGUCGCGGUGUGAAGCCGUCGUUUCCUCUCAGUAUUUAUCUCUUUAUUUAAAGAUGAAAACCCGUCUCGGUGGUCUCGAGUCAGUUUGAGGAACGACCCCCUAAGAACUGGACUUGCGAGGUUUCCACCCGACGCCGCCUGUGGUUCUCUCUCCGCGCGUGCCUGCCGAUACGAGGAGUCAGCGCUCUGGCUUUGUACAAACUGCAUUAAAUUAUUUGUUAAUGACUGAGCGAAUAAAGGUUUGAGAUUUUAAUAAAUCAUGUUUCUGUCACAGCA
This is a messenger RNA of Siniperca chuatsi (mandarin fish), 3616 nucleotides long. It is a transcript of the gene plod3, whose product is annotated as procollagen-lysine, 2-oxoglutarate 5-dioxygenase 3. Lineage: Eukaryota; Metazoa; Chordata; Actinopteri; Centrarchiformes; Sinipercidae. The record is from RefSeq and is a predicted model, not a curated record. Gene Ontology annotation, molecular function: procollagen glucosyltransferase activity; iron ion binding; procollagen-lysine 5-dioxygenase activity. Gene Ontology annotation, cellular component: endoplasmic reticulum. The transcript has 19 exons. The coding region runs from base 128 to 2329 and encodes 733 amino acids. Gene Ontology annotation, biological process: peptidyl-lysine hydroxylation.